This is a messenger RNA of Myripristis murdjan (pinecone soldierfish), 1596 nucleotides long. RefSeq names its product potassium channel, subfamily K, member 2a (gene kcnk2a). Gene Ontology annotation, molecular function: outward rectifier potassium channel activity; potassium ion leak channel activity. Gene Ontology annotation, cellular component: plasma membrane. Gene Ontology annotation, biological process: stabilization of membrane potential; potassium ion transmembrane transport. NCBI's taxonomy places the organism in Eukaryota, Metazoa, Chordata, Actinopteri, Holocentriformes, Holocentridae. The record is from RefSeq and is a predicted model, not a curated record. The transcript has 9 exons. Bases 335 to 1594 code for a protein of 419 amino acids.
CGCAAACGGAGAGCAGCGGGUUUUACGCACCGGAGGAGCCACAGAGGGAGAGAGCUCUUCACCGUGCCAUGUGGACAUAACGAGCGUCUUCCUCGGUCCAGCGUCGGUGUCUGAUCUGCGGUGAGAAGAGAAGAGAAGAGAAGAGAAGAGAAGAGAAGAGAAGAGAAGAGAAACGGGCCGGGGAGAGGAAGAGGAAGAGAGAGAAAGGCUGCUCGUCCUCUCGCCUCAGCACGGCAGAGAGGGAAAACGCAGAGGAGGAAAGAUUCCUCUAAGCGCAGUGAGAGCGUCGGAAGAGAAGAGGAGAGCGGAGGGCAUCGGAUAGCCAAGAGGAAGGAUGGCAGCUCCUGACUUAUUGGACCCCAAAUCCGCCACCCACAACACCAAGCCCCGCCUCUCCUUCUCCACAAAGCCAAUCACCCUCAAUCCCCGCGAGGAGAGCGAGGUGGUUGCCACGGUGAUGAAGUGGAAAACAGUGUCAGCCAUCUUUCUUCUGGUGGUUCUGUACCUGGUGAUGGGAGCAGCUGUCUUUAGAUCCCUGGAACAGCCGCACGAGAGUGCCCAGCGUUUGGCCAUCCUGUCUCAGAAGCUGGAGUUUCUGUCCAGGCACUCCUGUGUCAACCAAAGCCAGCUGGAGGAGCUCGUCAAGCAAGUCGUGUCUGCCAUUCGUUCAGGAGUGAACCCUGCAGGGACCCUGAACAACCACAGCAGCCUCUGGGACUUGAGCUCUGCCUUCUUCUUUGCCGGGACGGUUAUCACAACCAUCGGUUUUGGGAACAUCUCUCCCCACACAGAAGGCGGGAGGAUCUUCUGUAUUGUUUAUGCGUUGCUAGGGAUACCGCUCUUUGGCUUCCUAUUGGCCGGUGUGGGAGAUCAGCUUGGCACCAUAUUUGGCAAGGGCAUCGCCAGAGUGGAGAUGUUUGUGCAGUGGGACAUCAGCCAGACGAAGAUCCGGGUCAUCUCCACGCUGCUCUUCGUGCUGUUCGGCUGCCUGCUGUUCGUGGCGCUCCCGGCCGCCAUCUUUAAACACAUCGAGGGCUGGUCCGCGCUGGAGUCGCUCUACUUUGUGGUCAUCACCCUGACCACCAUAGGCUUCGGAGACUUUGUAGCAGGUGGUUCAGAUAUUGAGUAUUUAGACUACUAUAAGCCAGUUGUAUGGUUCUGGAUUCUGGUGGGCCUGGCCUACUUUGCUGCGAUCCUCAGCAUGAUCGGGGACUGGCUGCGGGUCAUCUCCAAGAGGACCAAAGAGGAGGUGGGAGAGAUCCGAGCCCACGCUGCGGAGUGGACGGCCAACGUCUCGGCAGAGUUCAAGGAAACGCGCCGCCGCGUCAGCGUGGAAAUCUACGACAAGUUCCAGCGCGCCGCGUCAAUCAAGCGCAAGCUGUCCUCUGAGCUGGGAUUAAGCCCCGCCUCCGAGCUCACCCUGCCCAAGAAGACCGUCUCCGUCAACUUCAACGAAGAGCAGGAGAGGGAGAGGGGUGAGAAGGAGGCGGGGCUGCACGGACUCACCACGCCCCUGGCCAAAAACGGCGGUUUGUUCCUGAAUGGUUUGGACCCGGAGAGAGGAGACAUCUCCAUCAUAGAGCACCUCAAGUAGGA